Messenger RNA from Staurois parvus, 294 nucleotides. Lineage: Eukaryota; Metazoa; Chordata; Amphibia; Anura; Ranidae. The record is from the annotation of a GenBank genome assembly.
UCAGACUGCAUAGAUAUUUGUAUAUUCAUGAAGAGGUGGGGUUUUGCACACAGAGGAGAGAGAGAAGCCAUGUUUUGGAGCUUGGUGAAUAAGGGGGGGCCGUGUGAGCUGAGAAUCUGAUGACAUCCAGGUGUGAAAGCGUCCCUCAGUAACCAGAGAUUGCUGCCAGGAAUGCUGAUGAGAUUGCUGCCAGGAAUGCUGAUUAGAUUGCUGCCAGGAAGGCUGAUGAGAGCAGAGGAACUAAGCAAAAUAUACGGCAAGACCGCAUGCUUAGUCACCAGCGGAUACAAAGCA